AUGGGCUCAUCAGCAUCGAAACCCGCCUCCCGCGCCGCCAAUGCUGCAACCAAAGCAACACGCCAAUACCCAUCUCGCCCAUCACCAGCGACCUCGACACAAGCACCACCCACGCGCACAUCAAACGCUCCAUCCCAGCCCCCGCCACCACCAGCCGCGAACCGUCAACCGGGUCCCACAGUCCACCCUCAAGCCCGCGCAAGUGGCCAGCGCAAUGAAGGUAAAUUGACCCACCCUCUUUGUCUUUUCUAUAUCAGAGGCAAGAAAACGGAGACUGACAAGUUGUANGAAAUCAAUCUCGACGCCUCAGACCCAGACUUUGCCCGCUCGCUGCGCCAACUAGGUGCCGUACAACCCAACCCUACCCUCUCGCCUUCUUCAACCUUUGCCGCACACCCGAGCUCGCACUUCCCGAACCCUUACGGCCAACAAGGCAACAACACAACCGCACCUCCGCAGCGAUUGAAUCCGGCACUGCGUGUGUUGCAAGCUCGUGCAGAGUUGGCUGGUGAAGCGGAGAGAGAAUUCUUGGAGGCUGGAAAGAGNGGAAGUGCUGGCAGGAGGUUCUUGGACGUGGGCACUUUGAGAAAUCUCGUUACCAUGAGAGAUCAGAGGAACAUGAGUGCUGCCGAGAUUGAGAGAGUCUUGGGCUUGAGGAGUGGCACUGUGGCAAAAUUGGGUCCCAAGGGUGUCGUGGGUGUUGAGGGCAUUCAGGAGGACUGA
Molecule: messenger RNA, 723 nt
Organism: Aureobasidium vineae
Lineage: Eukaryota; Fungi; Ascomycota; Dothideomycetes; Dothideales; Saccotheciaceae
Source: the annotation of a GenBank genome assembly